GCAAGAAGCCAGGAACCAGCCACAGGAAAAGGAUCUCAGCUAGUGGUAAGGUGUCAGCAAGAUGGAAACCAACUUCUCCAUCCCUCUGAAUGGAUCUGGUGAGGAGCCCCAUGAGCCUCCUGGCUACGCUGUUGUGAAUAUCCUCUCAUUGGUGGUGCUUGGGAUCACUUUUGUCCUCGGCAUCCUGGGCAACGGGCUUGUGAUCUGGGUGACUGGAUUCCGGAUGGCACGCACAGUCACCACCCUCUGUUACCUGAACCUGGCCAUAGCUGACUUCUCUUUCAGUGCUACUAUUCCAUUCCUCAUGGUCUCAAUGGCCAUGAGAGAGCAAUGGCCUUUUGGCUGGUUCCUAUGCAAGUUAGUUGACAGUGUGGUGGACAUCAACCUGUUUGGAAGUGUCUUCCUAAUUGCUUUCAUUGCUCUAGACCGCUGUAUUUGUGUCCUGCAUCCCGUCUGGGCCCAGAACCACCGCACUGUAGGUCUGGCUACAAAGCUGAUCAUUGGACCCUGGGUUCUUGCUGUACUCCUUACCUUCCAAAUUUUCAUUUUCGUGACUACAGCAAAGGAUGAGAAAGGGAAUACAUACUGUACUUUCAACUUUAGAUCCUGGGGUAACACCAUGGAAGAGAGGAUUAAGGUGUUCAUCACCGUGAUGACAACCAGAGGGAUCAUCCGGUUUAUCAUUGGCUUCAGUAUGCCGAUGUCCAUCAUCGCUAUCUGCUAUGGGCUCAUUGCUGCCAAGAUGCACAAAAAAGCUAUGAUAAAAUCCAAUCGUACCUUACGGGUCCUCACUGCUGUUGUGGCUUCUUUCUUUCUCUGUUGGUUCCCCUUUCAACUGCUGGCCCUUCUGGACACAGUCUGGAUCAAAGAAAUAUAUUUUGGUGGUAAGUACAGAAUCAUUGCUGUCCUGCUUAUCCCAACGAGCUCCCUGGCCUUCUUUAACAGUUGCCUCAACCCAAUACUCUAUGUCUUCGUGGGUCGAGACUUCCGAAAGAGACUGAUCCACUCCCUGCCAGCCAGUCUGGAGAGGGCCCUGAGUGAGGACUCAGCCCAGACCACUGACACAACAACCAAAUCUUCUUCAUCCCCUGCAGAAGUCCAGCUACAGGCAAUGUAAGGGGACCUGGGGGACAUUUUUGAGUUCUGCCUUCUCCUACCUUGCUCCCAGUUCCAGCUUCACCUUACCUUGGGUCAUCCUGAGCCACUCAGCAUGAAGUACUUUGAUGUCCCCUGAUUGGGAGACAAGAAGGACAUAAGGGUACUAUUCGUGUCAUUUUUGCUUUUUGGACCUCAGCCUAUAACCCGGUGUCAGUGGAGGUGUGAAACGAGAACAAGAGAAAGAGUGUUGGGGAAUUUGUAAUGCUUAAAUGAGAGAAUCUAUUAAGGAGAAAACUUUACAAUUUCACCAUUAAGUAGGAUGUUUGCUGCAGGGUUUUUUUUUUUAAAGAUUUUAUUUUUCCUUUUU
Molecule: messenger RNA, 1465 nt
Organism: Equus caballus (horse)
Lineage: Eukaryota; Metazoa; Chordata; Mammalia; Perissodactyla; Equidae
Gene: FPR2B
Product: N-formyl peptide receptor 2
Biological process (GO): phospholipase C-activating G protein-coupled receptor signaling pathway; positive regulation of cytosolic calcium ion concentration; inflammatory response
Cellular component (GO): plasma membrane
Molecular function (GO): N-formyl peptide receptor activity; complement receptor activity
Source: RefSeq, a predicted model, not a curated record